Closterium sp. NIES-67 is the source of this 1279-nucleotide messenger RNA. The record is from the annotation of a GenBank genome assembly. Lineage: Eukaryota; Viridiplantae; Streptophyta; Zygnematophyceae; Desmidiales; Closteriaceae.
ACACUCGUAAGAGAUGAGGCCAGCCGCCCUGCAGUGCCAUGCGGAAAGAGAGGACGUGGAAAAGGAAAAGGAGGGGGAAAAGGAAGAGGAGGGGGAAAAGGAAGAGGAGGGGGAAAAGGAAGAGGAGGGGGAAAAGGAAGAGGAGGGGGAAAAGGAAGAGGAAGGGGAAAAGGAAGAGGAGGGGGAAAAGGAAGAGGAGGGGGAAAAGGAAGAGGAGGGGGAAAAGGAAGAGGAGGCGGAAAAGGAAGAGGAGGGGGAAAAGGAAGAGGAGGGGGAAAAGGAAGAGGAGGGGGAAAAGGAAGAGGAAGGGGAAAAGGAAGAGGAGGGGGAAAAGGAAGAGGAGGGGGAAAAGGAAGAGGAGGGGGAAAAGGAAGAGGAGGGGGAAAAGGAAGAGGAGGGGGAAAAGGAAGAGGAGGGGGAAAAGGAAGAGGAGGGGGAAAAGGAAGAGGAGGGGGAAAAGGAAGAGGAGGGGGAAAAGGAAGAGGAGGGGGAAAAGGAAGAGGAGGGGGAAAAGGAAGAGGAGGGGGAAAAGGAAGAGGAGGGGGAAAAGGAAGAGGAGGGGGAAAAGGAAGAGGAGGGGGAAAAGGAAGAGGAGGGGGAAAAGGAAGAGGAGGGGGAAAAGGAAGAGGAGGGGGAAAAGGAAGAGGAGGGGGAAAAGGAAGAGGAGGGGGAAAAGGAAGAGGAGGGGGAAAAGGAAGAGGAGGGGGAAAAGGAAGAGGAGGGGGAAAAGGAAGAGGAGGGGGAAAAGGAAGAGGAGGGGGAAAAGGAAGAGGAGGGGGAAAAGGAAGAGGAGGGGGAAAAGGAAGAGGAGGGGGAAAAGGAAGAGGAGGGGGAAAAGGAAGAGGAGGGGGAAAAGGAAGAGGAGGGGGAAAAGGAAGAGGAGGGGGAAAAGGAAGAGGAGGGGGAAAAGGAAGAGGAGGGGGAAAAGGAAGAGGAGGGGGAAAAGGAAGAGGAGGGGAAAAGGAAGAGGAAGGGGAAAAGGAAGAGGAGGGGGAAAAGGAAGAGGAGGGGGAAAAGGAAGAGGAGGGGGAAAAGGAAGAGGAGGGGGAAAAGGAAGAGGAGGGGGAAAAGGAAGAGGAGGGGGAAAAGGAAGAGGAGGGGGAAAAGGAAGAGGAAGGGGAAAAGGAAGAGGAGGGGGAAAAGGAAGCGGAGGGGGAAAAGGAAGAGGAAGGGGAAAAGGAAGAGGAGGGGGAAAAGGAAGAGGAGGGGGAACAGCGAAGGGAGGGGGCGAAGGAGAAGGCUGGGUUGUGGCUUUUAGAAUUCGUAAACACAAAGCACA